UGUUGCAUUUGCAUUCGCCAAAAAAAAAGAGAGAAAAAAAAGCUGGGCGAAAAUGCCAACCGAAUUGGUGGGCCAAAAUCAAGUGAAUCCCAUCUAAAGCAGAGUUUAAGCAACCGAGGCGUGCCCGAGCGAGGAGCAGCAGCUGACCACCAGCGGACGAGCGUAGCGAGCGGUAAGAGAAGUGCAUCGUUCAGCGUUCAUCGUUCAGCGUUCAGCAUUCUGCAUUCUGGCGGACAUGAACGAAGAAAUCGUGCGCGAGCAGCGCGGCGGCGAGGAAUCCUCAUCCUCCGUCUCGCCAAAAACUGCAGCGGCAUCGAUGACGUUGGCCUCGGCGGCCUCGGCCUUGGAAUCGCAGGCGCACUCGCAUUCGCACUCGCAAACGACCAGCCCAGCCGCCAGCAGCGCCAGUCCCGGCAGCAGCAAUCCCCCCACCACCAUUGGAGCAGCUGCCUCUCCAUCGCCAUCGCCAUCUCCGCUGGCGUCUGGCGGGCAGAAGAAACACCCGAUGCAGCUGGAGCAGCAGCAGCCGCUGCCGCUGCCGCAAUUGAACGCCACCGAUAUGCGCGAACUGCGCGAAAUCAAGCAACUGCUGUGGGGCGACAAUGUGCGCGAAGAUGUAUUCAAGCGUUGGUCUCAAGGAUUCGAGUUUAGUAAAGUGGAGCCGUCGGCAUUAGUCCAAAAACAGGGCGGCCCAUGUGCUGUGAUAGCGCCGGUGCAGGCGUACUUGCUUAAGAUAAUUAUCAUGGACAUGCCGGGCGUCAAGCUGUCGGAGAUUCCCUACGACAAGUGCCAGAACCUGCUGAUCCAGGCGCUGUGCAACAUCCUGAAGAACUGCAGGGCGCCACGAUACCGCAUCGUCCAUCUCUUGCGCCGUCGUGGAAACGCCACGGAGGAUGGUUCAACCAAAGAGCGCUCGCCAGCUGCCGAGGCAGGAUCUGCUGCUGGUGCUGCGGCUGGCCCAGCCGGAUCGUUCGAAGAGGCAGCCGGAGGCGUGGAGCUGGCGGCCGAGGCCACACCCGGCUCGGUCAACGAGUGGCUGCAGGAACAGCUGUCCAAUCUGGAUCCGCAUCGAGAGCUGUCGCCGGAUGAGUUCCACGAUCGCCUCCACACGCUCCACUUCGAGGACAUCGCCUCUGUGGCCCGCUACUAUAUGGAGAACUACGGCCAGCUGGCGAACACUUACGGUGUGCUGCUGUUUAUGUACUCGGUGUUCCUCACCAAGGGCUCGGAGCUGGUGGCCGCCGACAUAUCGGACACGUCGGAGCCCCUGAUACACAGCACCUAUGGCUACGGCGGCCAGUCGCUGAUCAAUCUGAUGCUAACGGGUCGCGCCGUCGCCCAUGUCUGGGAUAAUGAGCAGGAUGUCGGCGGUUUGAAGCUGCGCGGCAUCUGCGAGCAGAGCGACAUCGGGUUCAUAACGCUAAUGGAGCAGAUGCGCUACUGCACCGUGGGCUCAUUCUUCAAGAAUCCACGCUACCCCGUCUGGGUGAUGGGCUCCGAUACGCAUUUAACCGUUCUGUUCAGCAACGAAAAGAGGCUUGUCUCGCCAGAGACGCCCUCGGAGACGGGUCGUCGCAUCUUCAAGUCCUACGACCCGGAGGGUAACAAUUUCAUAUCGACCACAAUGCUACGCGAAGUUCUUGCCGCCCUGAAUUUGGUCAGCGAGCCGGCCUACGUGGCGCUCAUGCAGAAGCGCUUGGAUCCGGAGAACUUGGGCAUCAUACUGCUGAACGCAUUCAUGGACGAGUUCUUCCCACUGGAGCGCCGCUCCACGCCGGAUACCUUUGAGCUGAUGCACUACAACGGCAUACCGGGCUCCAAUGAGAGCAACAGGGUGCGCUACUAUUGCGGAUCGGCCAUUCUGCUGGAGGGCGAUCUGAAGUCGAUCUGCACCUCGAACCCGAUGGUCACCUGCCUGCAGACCAAGUGGCCCAACAUCGAGAUCAACUGGCACGACACCCACAUGCCCUCCUUGAAUUGACGCCGUCAAGGGGGCCAGGGGAAGUCGCAGCCGCAGCAGAAGCAAAAGCAGAAGGAGGGCAGGAAACCAAAAGGACGUGGGGGACGCCCAGGAGUGGAGAAGCCACCGCUGUAGACACAACAAGAAGAGGAAGCGAUUGCACGUUUUUAUUUCAAACACCCUUCAGUUUUUUUUUGUAUUUAUUUGAUAACAAUUUUGAAUACUGCUGACACAACAAGAUAUUUAAACUCAGCAGCUAAACACUAACAAAUGCGCUUCAGAAAGGAGCCGCAGCCAUGUUGAUGAAUCCGCAGGAGAAUAUAAGAUUUACGCCAAGCGUUGACUCACACAAAACCCACAAAAAAGGUAUAUUCCAUAUGUGCAUAGCUCUAUGCAGCGUGGAAAAUAGAAAACACAAAAAAAAAAUGUAAAAAAAAAACGAAGGGAAACGAAAGAACG
This is a messenger RNA of Drosophila subpulchrella, 2419 nucleotides long. Its product is annotated as ubiquitin carboxyl-terminal hydrolase MINDY-3 homolog. The record is from RefSeq and is a predicted model, not a curated record. NCBI's taxonomy places the organism in Eukaryota, Metazoa, Arthropoda, Insecta, Diptera, Drosophilidae. Bases 236 to 1981 code for a protein of 581 amino acids. The transcript has 6 exons. Gene Ontology annotation, molecular function: K48-linked deubiquitinase activity; cysteine-type deubiquitinase activity. Gene Ontology annotation, biological process: protein K48-linked deubiquitination.